UCUUCAUGUACUGGAAGAAUGAGCCGGUGGUCCCGCUCCGCCAGGGCAGCCAGCCCCUGGCCGCCGGCGCCCCAGCGGGGAAGGUGAUGGCCCAGGACGGCCCCCUCUCCAAGGGAAGCUCCCGCAGCCUGGACAGCAAGCACCCCCAGAUCAUGUCCCAGUCGGACGGAGAGACGCUGCCCAGCACCCUGGAUAAGGAAGAUGUCCGCUCGGCUCCCAGCACCCCGUCCACCCCGUCCGUCUGCUCCCCCCCUUCCUCCUCCUCCUCCUCCUCCUCGUCCUCCAUCCCCUCAGCCGGCAAGAACGUCUGCUCCAGCUGCGGCCUGGAGAUCCUGGACAGGUACCUCCUCAAGGUGAACAACCUGAUCUGGCACGUGCGCUGCCUGGAGUGCUCGGUGUGCCGGACCUCCCUGCGCCAGCAGAACAGCUGCUACAUCAAGAACAAGGAGAUCUUCUGUAAAAUGGAUUAUUUCAGUCGAUUUGGUACAAAGUGUGCCCGCUGCGGCAGGCAGAUCUAUGCCAGCGACUGGGUAAGGAGAGCCCGCGGCAAUGCCUACCAUCUUGCCUGCUUUGCCUGCUUCUCCUGUAAAAGGCAGCUGUCUACUGGCGAGGAGUUUGGCCUGGUGGAAGAGAAAGUGCUGUGCCGGAUUCACUAUGACACAAUGAUAGAGAACCUCAAGCGAGCAGCUGAAAAUGGCAAUGGGAUCACGCUAGAAGGAGCGGUCCCGUCUGAGCAGGACAGCCAACCCAAGCCAGCAAAGAGAGCACGGACAUCCUUCACCGCGGAGCAGCUGCAGGUCAUGCAGGCACAGUUUGCUCAGGAUAACAACCCAGAUGCACAGACCCUUCAGAAACUGGCAGAUAUGACCGGACUUAGUAGGAGAGUCAUUCAGGUUUGGUUUCAAAACUGCAGAGCACGCCAUAAAAAGCACACGCCUCAGCACACGGUGCCGCCUUCUGGAGCCCCCCAGUCCCGGAUCCCUUCGUCGCUCUCUGAUGACAUCCACUAUUCUCCCUUUAGCAGCCCUGAGAGGGCCAGGAUGGUAACUCUGCACGGAUACAUAGAAAGUCAGGUACAGUGUGGGCAAGUGCACUGUAGACUUCCCUACACUGCUCCACCAGUGCACCUCAAAGCAGACAUGGAAGGACCACUAUCUAAUAGGGGUGAGAAGGUCAUCCUAUUUCAAUAUUGAUGGCGCGAACUCUUCCUCAUCUGUCCAUAGCGUUCCCACCACCGCUGCCCCUCAGUCACUGAAACACGGUGUUAAAUCGAAGGCAACUCUGAUGGUCACGCAGGAGAAACUCAGUUCAGCAUUGUUAUUCGCACCGACAGCAUCUGAUAGCCAAUGUUCUUGCCUCCCAGCAGCACUGCCAACAGUCAUGGUUUUUGCUUGUUUCUUGUGGACCUGCACAAUGACAAUGAGUCCCUAAGGCACUGCCAUGCACAGCCCAAAUUAGUGAUCCUACUGCACUUUCACCGUUGCUUCCAGCAUCAUGGAACAGGAAAAGACCAUUACAUGCUGAGCCAGAGGUGGUGUUGAUUAUUACCUAACAAUACAAAGAGAGGAGGGAGCAAAGUACUUGGGCCUGAUUCUGACUCGCCCCAGUGUAACACUGUUGAUUCCAUUAGAUUACGCCUGAUGUACGUUAGUGUAAAUGAGAUCUGGAUCAGGCCCGUUAGCUCAGCCACUUAGCACUCGUUGAGCCAAACUGACUGCUGGUUGUAACUCUACUGAAGUUAAUAGUUAUGCUAGCCUGAAAUAUGGCCCUUCAUCUUUAAAGAGAUUUAGAACCACUAAUCCAUUAACUCCCCCCAUGAGGUAGGUAAGUAAAUCUCCUUCUCCCCAAUUUACAGGUGGGAAAACUGAGACAGAGGCUUAUGACUUGCCCAAGCUCACAAAGGGAGUGGGUGUCACAGCCAUGCUUAGUGCUCAGAGGUUCCUGACUGUUAUUCCUGCCCUCAGCGUGCUGGACACACCUCCAUCCCAAGGACCAUCAGCCACAUCUUUGUUUCCUGGCAGCCUUUUGCUUGGAGUCAUUUCUCACUCCUGAAUGAGUGAUCCCAGGAGUGUAUCUGCACCAGACUGCUGGUCACUGCACCCACUGGGGUUGGGAAACAAUACAUUUUGCUACUAAAAUUCCAAAUGAAAGAUGUGUCUUAAGUACAUUGGGCUUGAUUCACUCUGGCACAGACCCCAGCAGAAGAAUCCUAGUCGCAAAAGUUUAGCCAGUGAGAAGGGUCAAAGGUCUCUGUACACCAGUGCUCCACUGGUGGUGUAGCUAGUCUGCAUCCAUACAAAAAUGGGCACUCUCCAACAGGAGAAUGGGUAGGACUCAGCAUAUCCCUUAUGCAGCCUCCACUAGCUGGACUCCUCUGGUAGCCUAGCAGCUAGUCAAAGCUGUCCCUGCUUGGUGGAAUUCCUGAUGGAGGGAUUCCUGUGAAUCAGCCCCCAGCGCUCAUCAGCCUCUGCUGGCCUCAGGGGUUCAGUUCCUGCUCCCCUGCCCCAGUAGUGCAUGAAUCAAGCCUGUAACUUCUAAGAGAUCACUUUACAUCUUUUGCUUUACAUUUUCAAUAUAGUUAGAGUGAAAUUACUAGUUUAACCUGCACACAUGGGGCCAGGAGGAACAAGCAACGGCUGAGUUCAUGCAGCAGGCAAGGACAGCAUGUGAUAAAGGCGAUGCUAAUAAAUCUGGCAGCUUCUUUUUUAUGAUUAUCUCGGUCUUUAUGUUGCACCUCAUUUCCGGGGUUUCCCAGCUACUCCUGGCUAAUGCUCACUGAGGUGGGAGCACAAUGCUCUGACUAAGCCACAAUUCAAAAUGACAGCUCAGAAAAGGCCGGGCAGUGGAGCGCUCACCCUGUUCUGAUGAGUGCUUACUCUCACGAGCAGCCUCAUUGCAAUCACUGAGUAAGGGCUCAACAACUCUGUCCCAAGCCAGGAAAGAAACACUGCAAAGAUCUUUCCUAGAUAGUAGUAAUAAAAGGUAAACAAUAUUUGAAAUUAGUAGUUGGUCCCUAACAAAAUCUCUCUCCUGUGAGUGCUCCAGCCAACCUUGCUGGUGAGAUUUGAAGGCAGCUUUUCCAAGAAUGUGAGGUCCUAAUGUGACCCAAUCAGUUUGUGAGACCUGUGCCUCUCUGUGCCUGAUCCGCAGAGGCUGAGUCCACCAGCUAGACAACCUGGCUUUAUAGCUCAAGCUGCAGCGACUCCUGCUUUUAGCUCUGGAGGUCCCUGGUCCAAUCUCCAGUUUCAGUCAAGAUGGCAGCCAUCACACUACCAUUAGGCAGUGAGUAUUUCCAGCACUGCAGCACUUUCCCUAGUUGUACCCCAUUAUCUCAUGAUAACAAAGCUUUCUGGGCAUGUGGGUCUAGCGCACGGCGAGGAGGUGUUCACCCAAGUAACUUCGCAAAGUAAAUUGCAUAAUGAGCAGCUCUGGACUUCUGUUGCAGUGAACAUCAAAAUAUAUUGACCAGAGAAGUAGGAGAGCAAAAACACAUCUUGAGAUUUGCUGAAAUAACAAGUCAAUAUGUCUCGUUGCAUAUAUUCAUUGUUAUGAUAAUUCAGCUAGGCCAACUGUACCCAACAGCUAAAAGUUUUAUCCACACUUUAAAUUAACAUUUGAAAGGGCAGAUGAAGUUAGAAGUCCAUAAAAUACUAUUAUUCACCUCCUGAAAGAUUAAGAAUAGUUUCCAUUUGAAUUCAAUCAUCAUGAGACUGGUGUCUACCCAUCUGCAUCUGUGGUCUGAUUGGUUAAUGUUGUUCCAGAACUUAGUAUUAUCGCCCCUUUGAGGAGGUGACUGGUAGAAAUUUGCAUCAGUUUUCAGUCAAUUAUAAGCCAGAUUUUUUUUCUUUUUGUAUGUAACAAUGAGCGAGAGAAUGACAACAGCCUUUUGUUUCCUGUAGCUGAGCAUUUGGAUUGUUGGUAUGUGUUAUAAGGAGGUUGUAGUGUAUUGGUCUGUGUCCACAUGAAAUGGCAUUGAUGGUGACAUGCUGCUUGGAAGGGCCACUUUCUCCUCCAUCUCUGCUUGCUCAUUCUAAUGACUGUUUUGUUGUGGAACUAGUGUAAUACAGUAAUGGGUAGAUGUUCAGUUUAAGACUGUGAGGAUGAGACUCCAGACUGUAACUUGACCCCACACAUCAUGGUAACUGAGAUUUCCACAACCCGGUUUUAUUGCGGGAGACAAAGAUUUGAUGUAUUUUUCUUCUGUCUCGGUGCAUUAUGAGCGGGAGACUGCAGAAUAUGUCUGCUAAACAACUACUUAGUUACUGAUCAAAUUUGACUUGUGAUAUGUACUGUACAUCAAAAUUAUUUUAACUGUUACCACUGACAGGAUCAGAAUGCAAAGCACAGGGCUAAUGUGUAGACAUUUCUGACGAAAUAUAUAUAGUGUAAGUGGAGUCACCACUAGCCGUGUAGAGAGUAUUGCACUGUACAACUUAUGCUCAAGGAAGAACUCUUCAGUAAGUAGCCACAGCAGCUUUGCAGAAAUCAGACUCUGAUGUAUUAAGCCCAAAUUGUUUGGAAGAACUGGAAGCAAUUCAGCUUGUGCAGUUUUAGAGCUAAAUAUUGUGUAUGGAAAAUACUCAACUGUACCAAGAAUGUAAGAAAUCCUCUAAUUUAUUCGAUACUUUGUUUCACAAUGCAUUGCACGUUGACUGUUGCCAUUGAACAAAACCUUAUCUCAGGUCAUUCGCAGUCAUCUCCUCUCUGUAGAUUUUUUUUUUUUUUUUUUAGUCCUUCUCAUUUACUUAGGUUAUUCAGUAAUUGCCAAAUGGGUUAUGGUGCAGUAGUGCAGACUCUGUAUAUUACAGUAUUCCAGUGGCUAUUUACAGAAAAUGUUAUACACUAAACCCAGUGCGGUUAGCCAGUGAAAGAUGAACUUUCCACUAGAAUUUAAUACGAUAAAUAAAUGUGAUGUGGGGAGGGACUGAAAAUGGAGUGGUUUAAAAUUUUAUUCCCAAAACAUUUUGUUGAUUUUUGGCUCAUGGUGGUUAACCCCAAAGCCCUAGCUAAUGAUGCUUACACAACGUAAUGCUUGGGGUGGGGGCUAAAUCCUGCACUACUGCUGUCACUGAUAUAUUCAGACCUUGUAAUACGAGGCCAACUAUAAACACUUCUCAGAAUUUUAUUUCAAAAGCAGAUCAUUUUGUUGUAGCAUGUUGCAAUUACACGUCUUGGCUACAAUGGUUAAAAAAUCCUUUUGAAUGAGUGGACAGUUGAGACUAGUAUUUAUUGAAAAAACAAAAACUAAAUUGUAAGCACUUUUUUGUAAAACCAAUGUCUGUUUUGUUACAUACUUUUAAUGUUGUGCUUUGUAAAUGUCUGAUUUGUGUAAUAAAUAAAGUUCAUGGAAGUAGAA
Gopherus flavomarginatus (Mexican gopher tortoise) is the source of this 5356-nucleotide messenger RNA. It is a transcript of the gene LHX6, whose product is annotated as LIM homeobox 6. Gene Ontology annotation, cellular component: nucleus. NCBI's taxonomy places the organism in Eukaryota, Metazoa, Chordata, Testudines, Testudinidae. Bases 6 to 1193 code for a protein of 395 amino acids. The record is from RefSeq and is a predicted model, not a curated record. Gene Ontology annotation, molecular function: RNA polymerase II transcription regulatory region sequence-specific DNA binding; DNA-binding transcription factor activity, RNA polymerase II-specific. Gene Ontology annotation, biological process: neuron differentiation; regulation of transcription by RNA polymerase II; forebrain neuron development. The transcript has 10 exons.